AUGCGCGCCGCGGAGGUGAGCACGGGCGUCGACUGGUUCCAAGUUGUCGACGACUCUGCCGCCGACGGGGCGGCGAGCACACCUGAGCCGGCGUCGUCCGCGCCUGCCAGCGGCGGGGGCACGGGCAGCCUGCCGCGGUGCGAGGAGGACGGCACGCUCUCCUUCUACUGGCUCGACGCGUACGAGGACGAGCUCCACGCGCCCGGCUCCCUCUACCUCAUCGGCAAGGCGGCGGACGGCGACGGCGGGUUCGCGUCGUGCUGCGUGCAGCUUAAGGGCUGCGAGCGCAACGUCUACGUCCUCCCGCGCGAGACGGACGCCGACGGCGCGCCCGUCUCCUUCGUCGACGUCUUCAACGAGGUGUCGGCGCUCUGCCGCAAGCACAAGAUUGCAAAGUUCAAGUGCAAGCGCGUCGAGCGGCAGUACGCCUUCGAGGAGCCGGGCGUGCCGGCGACGUCUGCCUACCUGAAGCUGGUCUACUCUGGCGAGUACCCGGCCCUGCCGGCGGACGCAGUCGGCGAGACCUUCUCGCGCGUCUUCGGCGCUCGCACCUCGUGCCUCGAGCUGCUGCUCCUCAAGCGCCGCAUCGCCGGCCCGUGCUGGCUCACCCUGAGCGGCGUGGCGGCGGCCACCUCCUCCGCCUCGUGGACCAAGUACGAGGUUGCGCUUCCCGAGGGCAAGAAGGGCAUCACCGUGCGGCGCGACCCGCCGCCGGCGCCGCCGCUCAUCGUGGCGGCGCUGCACGUGCAGACCAUCCUCAACGCCAAGAACCAGCCCGAGAUCGCGCUCGCGUCGGUCAUCUCGCACCGCGGCGUCGCCGCCGACGGCGCGACCUCCAACCCGACCGCCCUCUCCUCCUUCUCCGUCGUGCGCAAGCUCGACAAGGCGUGGCCGUGGGACCUGACGCGCACAAUCCAAAAGGACAAGGUGCGGCUCGAGGUGGUGGGUAACGAGCGCGGGUUGCUCAACUUCCUGAUCGCGCGGCUGCACCAGCUCGACCCGGACGUGCUCGUGGGGCACAACAUCGCCGGCCACGACAUCUCGGUCCUGCUCUCGCGCCUCUCCACCUUCAAGGUGGCGCACUGGUCCAAGAUUGGCCGGAUGCGCGUGCGCAACAUGCCGCGCCUCUCGUCGUCGGGCGGAUCGUUCGGCGGGGGCGGCAACUGGGCGGAGUGGUCCGUCGUGGCCGGCCGGCUGAUGUGCGACACCUUCGUCUCUGCGCGCGAGCUGCUGCCCUCGCAGCGCUCCUACUCCCUCAAGGAGCUCGCGCGCACGCAGCUGAGCGCCAACAAGCCCGAGCUCGAGCAGGCCGCCAUCGCAGGCGCGUUCGACGAGACGGGGACGCUCCUCCAGCUCGUCCGCUGCGUCGAGAACGACGCCUUCCUCUCGCUCCAGCUCAUGUUCCGGCUGCAGGUGCUGCCGCUCACCAAGCAGCUGACCGGCCUCGCGGGGAACCUCUGGUCCAAGUCGCUGCAGGGCAAGCGCGCGGAGCGGAUCGAGUACCUGCUGCUGCACGAGUUCCACCGCCUCAAGUACCUCGCGCCCGACAAGGAGUCGUACGCCGUGCGCACCGCCAAGCGCAAGGCCAAGGCGGUCGAGGCGGGCAACGACCCCGACGACGAGGACGACGGCGGCGGCCGGCGCGGCGAGGGGCAGACGGGGCGGAAGAAGCCCGCCUACGCGGGCGGCCUCGUGCUCGAGCCCAAGCGCGGCUUCUACGACAAGUUCGUGCUGCUGCUCGACUUCAACUCGCUCUACCCCUCCAUCGUGCAGGAGUACAACAUCUGCUUCACCACCAUCUCGCGGCCGACGCCCGACCCGGACGGCGUGAUGCCGCUCGCCGUGCCGCCGCCCGCCUCGGUGGAGCAGGGCGUGCUGCCGCGGCUCAUCGGCACGCUCGUUGCGCGGCGGAGGGAGGUGAAGGCGCUCCUCAAGAAGGAGCAGGACGCCGGCCGCCGCGCGCAGCUCGACAUCCGGCAAAAGGCGCUCAAGAUCAUGGCCAACUCGAUGUACGGCUGCCUCGGCUUCGAGGGCUCGCGCUUCUACGCGCGCGCGCUCGCCGAGCUCAUCACCUCGCGCGGGCGCGACGCGCUGAUGCACGCCGUCGAGAUCGCGCAGGGCGCGAACAUGGACGUCAUCUAUGGCGACACCGACUCGAUCAUGGUCUACUCGGCGACCGACUCGCUGCCCGAGGCGCGAAAGAUGGCCGAGACGCUCAAGCGCGAGAUCAACAAGCACUACCGCUGCAUGGAGAUCGACCUGGACGGGCUGAUGCAGGCGAUGCUGCUCCUCAAGAAGAAGAAGUACGCCGCGCUGCUCGUCGAGGAGAAGGCGCCCGGCAAGCUGAGCGUCACGCGCGAGACCAAGGGCCUCGACCUGGUCCGGCGCGACUGGUGCACGCUCUCGCGCGAGGCGGGCUCCGCCGUGCUCGACUUCAUCCUGUCGGGCAAGCCCAAGGAGGAGGUCGUCUCCUCCAUCCUCGCCUACCUCUCCGAAGUCGCCGACAAGGUUGGCAAGAACGAGAUGCCGCUCGACGCCUUUGUCAUCACCAAGCAGCUGACCAAGGCGCCGAAAGACUACCCCGACGGCAAGAACCAGCCGCACGUUGUCGUGGCAAAGGCGAUGAUGGAGCAGGGCGAGUCGGUGCCGGCGGGCUCCGUCAUCGAGUAUGUCGUGACCGCCGACGAGUCAAAGUCGUCCGUCGCCGAGCGCGCGCACCACCCAAAGACGGUGCUCAAGGCGGAGGGCUUCCUGCAGGUCGAUGUGGCGUGGUACAUGGCGCAGCAGCUGCACCCGCCCAUCUGGCGGCUCUGCGAGCCGAUCGACGGCAUCACGUCGGAGCAGGUUGCGGAGUGCCUCGGCCUCGACGCCACCAAGUUCAAGUCGCACUCGCUGUCCAACGACGGCGGCGCCCUGCCGCGCGACCGCCUCGCCGCCCCAUCCGACCUGCAGCGCUUCGCCGACUGCGAGCCCUUGUCUGUCCGCUGCGCCGCGUGCAAGACGACCGCGCCGCUCAAGGGCCUCCUCUCGGACGGCACCGACGGCACCCCCCCUGGCGAGUGGAUCGGCGCCUCGGGCCCUCUCGGCUGCGGCGCCUGCGGCGCGCGCCUCCCUCGGACGGCCGUCUCCAACGCGCUCACGCUCGCCAUGCGCAAGGCGAUCGCCGCGUACUACACGGCGCCGCUCCAGUGCGACGAGCCCUCCUGCUGCGAGCGGGCGCGGUCCGUGUCGACGCACAUCUCGCGCGACGACGCCGGGCUGCCGCUCUUCCCCGCCUGCACCGUGGUGCGCGGCCGCGGCCGGAGCAGAGGCCCCGGGGGGAGGGAGGACGCGCGGCCCGUGACACGUGCCUUGAGCGUGCCUGCAGGCGCGCUGCCGCGGCCGCAUGACGCGCACCGUCACCGACCGCUCGCUGCACACGCAGCUCCUCUCGUACCGCUCCCUCUUCGACGUGGGCGCCGCAAAGACCAAGGCUGUCGCCGAGGCGAAGCGGCGCGGCGAGACGCUCGGCGAGGUGCCUCCGCUCAGCCCCGCCGACGCCGCCGACCUCAGCCACCUGGCGGGCUUGGUGCGGGCGCGGCUGGACGCGUCCGCCUUUGA
Molecule: messenger RNA, 3600 nt
Organism: Emiliania huxleyi CCMP1516
Lineage: Eukaryota; Haptophyta; Isochrysidales; Noelaerhabdaceae
Gene: POLA1
Product: DNA polymerase alpha subunit 1
Exons: 7
Coding region: 1-3600 (1199 amino acids)
Biological process (GO): lagging strand elongation; mitotic DNA replication initiation; DNA replication
Cellular component (GO): alpha DNA polymerase:primase complex
Molecular function (GO): DNA-directed DNA polymerase activity; pyrimidine nucleotide binding; single-stranded DNA binding
Source: RefSeq, a predicted model, not a curated record